AAAUACCUGUUAAAAAACUGUAACGCCAAUCUACAUCAAAACGUUAUAACGCUACAAUGUCAACUUGUACUGUAGGGAAAUGUAGUUUAUUUAACUCUCAUCAACGCGUUUGGGAGGAAACGGAACUACAUUUCCCAUGAGGAUAAACUCCUCGCGCGAACAUGUUUUGAGAAACUUCCGGGCCAGAUUCACGUGUGUACAUCUUUGUUCUGUGUUCUGUGAGGUAAAUGUGAGGUAAAUAAACAUCAUAUUUGUUGAUCAUCGUUUAUAAACUUUAUUAAAGUUUCAGAAUUAUCAACGCAGAAGUUCACUGAUGAUCAAUCAAUUCCAUUUGAACACUAUUUUAUGAACCAAACCGCCCUGGUGACGUAAUCAACAUGACGUCAUCAUCUGCAAACACAAUAGACGACGAGGACACGUUUAAGUUCCUCAUCGCCACCGACAUCCACCUCGGAUACCUGGAGAAAGACGCCGUCAGAGGCAAUGACACGUUUGUGACGUUCGAUGAGAUCAUGAGUUGUGCCAGACAGAAUGAUGUGGACUUGGUGCUGCUGGGUGGAGAUCUUUUCCAUGACAACAAGCCUUCACGUAAAGCUCUGCACAGCUGUAUGGAGGUGAUGAGGAAGUACUGCAUGGGUGAUAAACCGAUCCUGUUUGAGAUCAUCAGCGAUCAGGCCGUCAACUUCGGGAACAGCAGGUUCCCCUGGGUGAACUACCAGGAUGAGAACCUGAACAUCUCCAUACCUAUAUUCAGCAUCCACGGGAACCAUGACGAUCCGACCGGGGCUGAUGGUCUGUGUGCUCUGGAUGUGUUGAGCUGCGCUGGUCUGGUGAAUCAUUUUGGACACAGCCGCUCAGUGGAGAAAGUGGAGGUCAGCCCAAUAUUACUGCAGAAAGGAAACACUAAGAUCGCCCUCUACGGCCUCGGCUCGAUCCCAGACGAGAGGCUGUACCGGAUGUUUGUGAAUAACCAGGUGACUAUGCUCCGCCCCCGAGAGGACGAGAGCGCCUGGUUCAAUCUGUUCGUCAUACAUCAGAACAGGAGUAAACAUGGUGCCACUAACUACAUCCCUGAGCAGUUUCUGGAUGACUUCCUGGACCUGGUGAUUUGGGGCCACGAGCAUGAGUGUAAAAUCUCUCCAGUCCGAAACGAGCAGCAGCUUUUCUAUGUCACGCAGCCGGGCAGCUCAGUCGUCACCUCACUGUCACCCGGGGAAGCUGUCAAAAAGCACAUCGGCUUACUCAGGGUGAAGGGCAGGAAAAUGAACCUGCAGAAGAUUCCACUACACACAGUGAGACAGUUUUUUAUUCAGGACGUGAUUCUUUUAGAUUACCCGGAGUUGUUCAGCCCAGAGAUUCCCAACGUCAGUAACAAAGUGCAGGCUUUCUGCCAGCAAAAGGUUGAAGAGAUGUUGGAGGAGGCAGAAAGGGAGAGACUCGGAAACCCACUAACACCCGAAAAACCUCUCAUCAGGCUACGAGUUGAUUACAGUGGAGGAUUCGAGUCUUUUAACACAAUGCGUUUCAGUCAGAAGUUUGUGGAUCGAGUAGCGAAUCCUAAAGACAUCCUACAUUUUGUCCGACACAGAGAGAGUAAAGACGAUGUGAAAGGGGAGAGUAUAGAUUUUAAUUUGCUCCUGUCUCGGCCGCCGUCUGAAGUUAUGCAGUUGCGAGUCGAGGAUCUUGUUAAGGAGUACUUUCAGACUGCAGAGAAGAAUAUGCAGCUGUCCCUGCUGACGGAGCAGGGCAUGGGCAAAGCCGUGCAGGAGUUUGUGGAUAAAGAGGAACGAGAUGCCAUCGAGGAGCUCAUCAACUACCAGCUGGAGAAAACGCAGCGCUACCUCAGGGAAAAACACGUGGAAGCCACAGAGGAGAAGAUCGAUGAGGAGAUUCGCCGCUUUAGAGACUCGAAGAAGAACACAGCAGAAGAGGAUGAAGAAGUACAAGAGGCGAUAAACCGAGCGAGAGCUCAAAGAGAUCCUGCAAAGGGUGAUGAUUUCAACCAAUUAGAUGAACCGGCAGAUGUUUCCAUGGAUUCCGAUGAGGACGACGCCCCCAUGCCACCAGUUAGGGGAAGAGGGCGGGGCUCCAGAGCAAGAGGAGGGAGGGGCCAAAGCAGUGCACCAAGAGGAAGAGCACGAGGAGCUGGGUCUCAGGCAAGUCGAGGUGGGCGGAGCCAGAAAGCUGCUUUAUCAAGUCCUGUUAAAACCAAGUCUAUAAUGGAUGCAUUUCAAGCUCCAAGAGGAUCCCGAGGUGCCACAAAAUCCUAUAAGGAGGUCACUAUAGAGGACAGCGACUCCGAGGACGACCUGUCCUUUGUCAAGACAUCUCGUCCUGCACAGAAAUCUUCCACUUUUUCUUCUUCCAGUAGGCGGGGCUCCCAAAGUCUCAGCCAAUCAUAUAAAGGAGUCUACUUUGAUGAAGACGAUGAUGAUGAUGAGUUUGACCCGUUUAAGACAGCAGGUCGUCGGGGUAGAUGACCAUGACCUCUCUCCCCCAGUGCACUCCAUCACCCCUCCAUCACCACCUCAUUACUUUUUCCCGUUUCUCUUCUCCUUCUCUGUCAGUUUUUGUUUCUCACUCUCUCUCACUCUCUCACUCACACUCUCUCUCUCUCUCUCUCUGUUACUUUUUCUCAGAAAUCUUUUCCCCGUAAGUAUGUAGACAGAGCGUCAGUGAGGUUACAUUUUUAAUGAUUCUUGAUGAUGUCAGUGGCUGUGAUUCUGCCUGGCUUUUGUUCGGUCUGUCGACACUUCCUUUCACUGAUUUUGCUUUAAUCUGAUCUCUGUUCAUGUGUAAAACCACAUUAUCAGUAAACUUUCUUAUAUUUUCCUCUUC
Messenger RNA from Tachysurus fulvidraco (yellow catfish), 2838 nucleotides. It is a transcript of the gene mre11a, whose product is annotated as MRE11 homolog A, double strand break repair nuclease. The transcript is spliced from 20 exons. The coding region runs from base 378 to 2480 and encodes 700 amino acids. Gene Ontology annotation, molecular function: manganese ion binding; DNA endonuclease activity; 3'-5'-DNA exonuclease activity. Gene Ontology annotation, cellular component: nucleus; Mre11 complex. Lineage: Eukaryota; Metazoa; Chordata; Actinopteri; Siluriformes; Bagridae. The record is from RefSeq and is a predicted model, not a curated record. Gene Ontology annotation, biological process: meiotic DNA double-strand break formation; mitotic G2 DNA damage checkpoint signaling; double-strand break repair via homologous recombination.